Molecule: messenger RNA, 2834 nt
Organism: Brassica napus (rape)
Lineage: Eukaryota; Viridiplantae; Streptophyta; Magnoliopsida; Brassicales; Brassicaceae
Product: pectin acetylesterase 1
Exons: 10
Coding region: 1821-2657 (278 amino acids)
Biological process (GO): cell wall organization
Cellular component (GO): plant-type cell wall
Molecular function (GO): pectin acetylesterase activity
Source: RefSeq, a predicted model, not a curated record
UAUAUUAUCAUUUUUUAUUUGGAUAACAUAAUAAAAUUUUAUCAAAUUCUAAGGAAUCACUAAUUUAUGUAAUAUUAAUAAAUAUAUGAGUAAUUUAAUCAAUUUUUAAAAAAUGUACUAUCAGAUAUUUUGUAAUCAGAUCAAUGGUAUCAGAUCACAUGUUAAUAGUGAUUUUUUGAGUUUUUACCGGGUUAUAUCGGAUUUUUAAUUAAUAAAUUUUUCAUUAAAUCUGAACCGGAUUAUAUAAAAUGUAUCGGGUCUAUAGGUUCAACCAUGAAUCUAGGUUAUAUAUGAAAACAAAUCUUAAAACUCAAACAUUAUUAUAGAACAACUACCAUAUUUCGAACAAAUACCAUAUUUUGAAGAGAAAAAAAAACAAAUGAUAAAAACCUAAAAACUCAAUUGUUAUGGUUCGAAACAAUAAUAAUGGUAAUUUGUAAAUUAAUUUUCGAUUAAUAAAUGAAAAACAAACAAACCUGCACUUUUUAAGCGCGGAUCAAAAUCUAGUAGUUUUUUAAAAUUUAAGAGUUUAAAUAUACUUAUGAGUUUGAUUGGUAUAUACAGUAGAACCUCUAUAAAUUAAUAAUUUUGGGACUUUGAAAUUUUAUUAAUUUAUAGAGAUAUUAAUUUACAAAAGUUUCCAUAUUUAAAUUUUUUAUUUUUGGAUAUAUUUAUCCUAAGAUAAAAAAAAAAUUUGAUUUUAGUGUAUAGACAUUACUUGUUAUUUUUUUGAAAUUUGACAUUUAUAUUAAUUUUAUUAUAUUAUUUGGUGUAUAUAAUAUAUAUUGAAUAGAAUAAAUGUGGUUUUAGAUAUAAUAUUACUAAAUCUCAUCAAAAAUAUAUUAAGUGUUAAGAAAAUAUAAAGACAAUUCCAUUGUGAAUAUAUAUAAGACAAUAUAACAUUAGGUUCUUAAUUACUUAUAUAAAAUAUGUAUACAUAUAAAUUAUUAAUUUAUAAUUUUAAUGGGACCAUAUAUUUACAUAUAAUUUUCUAAAAAAAUAUUAUCUUAUUAUUUUAUCGAUUUGUGUCAAAUUUUGAACCGGCCCAAAGUUGGGACCGGCGAAAUUUAUUAAUUUAUAGAGAUUAUUAAUUUAUCGAAUAUUAGUUUAUAGAGGUUCUAUUGUAUGUCUGAAGAAUAAUGCAUUACUAAAAGAGAUUUUGCAGAUGACAAAAAAAAGAAGAAGAUAUUUUGCAAAAUAAUUUACAAAAUUAGCCAUUUCAAAUUAGUUAAUUGCCCAAGCCCAGAAUAUGAUUAAAUACAAUCAUAGAUAGAUAGAGAGGUAGGAAUUUCUUAAAAUAGUCGAAUGAUAACAUUUGAAGUGAAUGGAGUUUUUGCAAUCUUUUUUUUUUUGACAAAGAGUUUUUGCAAUCUAUAUAUAAUUACAAAACGUUAAAAUUUUGGUUUUAGCAAGCCAACUAUAUAUGGUCCUUUUACUUAUAUUUCUAAUACCUCCAAAGUGUAUAUAUACUGGCUGGAAUCACGUGAAAAUCAAUGAUCAUUCAUCUCCUAUGUUAAGUUUCAUGAACACAUAUUUUUUUUUUUUAAAGUUUCAUGAACACAUACGAACAGACGAACAGUACACAUUAACAUCAACUUAAUAUUUCAUCUAAUAUAUAUUCAACAUUUCCAAGUGGGCUAUUAGGCAAUCAUUAUAAUUGGGGAGUCUCUCACCUUAAGCAAACUGGGCGUCUUUUCUAUACCUCAUCACCUAAUCGUUAAGGCCAAUUUUUUUUUCUGAAAGGGUGGUGCGUGGUGUGACAGCAUAAAUUAAAAGAUUGUCAGAACCGUAAAAGAAGUCGUGUUGGAUCGUCUACCUUAAUGGAGAAACAGAUAAAUUUUAAAGGAAUACUAAGCAGUAAAGUCGCUGAAAAUCCAGACUUUUACAAUUGGAAUAAAGCAGAAGUUCGGUAUUGUGAUGGCGCAUCCUUUAGCGGUGAUAGCGAAAACAAGACGGCACAACUUCAGUUUAGAGGAAAGCGUAUAUUUUUAGCCGUCAUUGAAGAUUUGAUGGCAAAGGGAAUGCGUUAUGCGAAGCAGGCUUUGCUCAAUGGAUGUUCUUCUGGGGGUCUUUCAGCGAUUUUACGCUGCGAUGAUUUCAGUAGUUUGUUUCCUCAUACCACCAAAGUAAAAUGCAUGAGCGAUGCUGGCUUCUUCCUCGAUGCGGUUGAUAUAUCCGGAGCUCGUUCUUUAAGGCGUAUGUAUUCUGGUGUCGUAAACACCCAGGGUUUGCAAAACUUGCUUCCUCGCACAUGCACAAGACAUCUUGAUCCAACCAUGUGCCUUUUCCCUCAAAACAUAAUCAACCAAGUCAGGACCCCGUUGUUUAUUCUCAACUCGGCAUUUGAUUCGUGGCAGAUUGAAAAUAGUAUAGCUCCACCAUCUGCUGAUCCGAGUGGCAGUUGGCAUAAUUGCAGCUCCAGCUUCAAUUGCAACGCCUCUCAGAUGCAAUUCUUGGAAGGUUUCAAGAAGAGCAUGUUAGAUGCCUUAAAGACCUUUUCGAUGUCAAGCAAAAACGGAGUUUUUAUUAGCUCGCGCUGGGCUCAUUGUCAAGCGGAGAGAAAAGAUACUUGGUUUCCUGGAAACUCUCAACCCGGUGAAGAUAAGGGGAUUGCUGUAGCUGUUGGAGAUUGGUACUUCGAAAGAACAAAAAAGUAAAGUUCACAGACUGAUUAUCACUGUGAUAAUAAGAAACGUUGUUAAGGAGAUGUUUGUUUCACUUUAGUCGCAUCGAUUAUUGUUGAGUUUUUCAUUGAAAGGCUGUGAAGGGAUUCCAUAAAUAUGUUUCUAUCCAUUUACUCAGCCAACCCAAUAAAUAAAAAUGUUUUUUAUUCA